AUCUGAAGCUGGUCCUGGCGAGCGUGAGUGGUAAUUGGGGUUGAGCGCUGUGCAGCCAUGGCCUUCCCCAAGGCCCCCCUCAAGCGCUUUAAUGAGGCCACUGCUUAUGCCCCAUCACCGGGGUCCUAUGAAGUCAAAUCUUCAGAGGCAUUGAAGGGACCUGUGUCUUUUGACAAAUCCCAACGCUUUAGAAAGCAGAAAGGGGAAAUGGAAAAUCAACAGAAUUUGAACAGUGAAAUGAAUGACUGCUUGCCCAAAACUGCAAGAAGACUUAAAUCUCUGGGAUCAACAGAUACAACCAUCAUGAAAGAGCUGAAAAAACAAAAGAUGCUUGAGAAAGAGAUUCGUGCAUUAGUGAGAGAACGUGGAGAGCAGGAUAAAAGACUCCAGGCUCUAGAGGAGGAUUUCAUGAAGUCUGAAGCAAAACUAACUGCAGCAGUCAGGGAGAAAACAUCACUCUCAGCGAAUGUUGCUUCCCUGGAAAAACAGCUUCUUGAAUUAACAAGAACUAAUGAAUUUCUAAAAUCAAAGUUUUCUGAAGAUGGCACACAGAAAAAAAUGAGCAGUCUAUGCAUGGAGUUAAUGAAACUCAGGAACAAGAUGGAGACAAAGAGUAAGAAUGUCCUUGCUAAACAAGAAGACAUGGAAAUGAAGCUGCAGGCAGUCCAGAGGAAUCUAGUGCAUUCCAAAGGAAAAGUAGCACAGCUGGAAGAAAAACUAACUGCUACUGAGAGAGACAUGGUUGAAGAAAAGUCUGACACUGAGAAACUCUUGGAAUAUAUUACAGAACUCAGUGGAACUGCAGAACAGAUAGAGAAGUACAAACUAGAUCUUGUCCAUAUGGAGAAGAUACUGGCACAAAAGGACCAGGACAUCAUGGCCUUGAAAGAUUUUUUUACAGCAAAAGAGGAAGAACAAUCUAAACUAAUCAAAGAGCUUAAUGAAAGGUGUCAGUUGCUUGAACAAGAAAAAGAGAAACUCUUGACUGAGAACAGAGAAAAAAAGCAAAGUAUGAAUGCUGAAAUAGAAAGCUUGAAAAAGAGACUCCUCCUAGAGGAGCAAGAACACCAAAAACUUCAGCAGAAACAGGAGGAGAUCUAUUCUCAGCUGCAACAAGAGAAGGAACUUUCCACUUCCUUACAUCAAAAACUGUUAGAGUAUCAAGAAGAGAUGACAAAUGAGAGGCUCCUUUUGGAGGAAGAACUAGAAGAAGCAAUGGAUGAGUUAGAUAAACUGCAUAUUAAGGAAGAAAAGGCUGAUAAGUUGGUAAAGCACUUGGAACAAGAGAACAAGACCAGAGCUGAAGAGCUAGCACAGAUGGAAGCAAAGCUGAAAGGGAAGAAUGUUGAGUUAGAGAGAACGAAUGAAACACACAGUAAAGCCAUUGUUCAACUGCAAGAAGAGCACAGCAACACGCUGCGUAAACUUGGAGAAAGUGUUGCUGAAUUUGAAAGUUACAAGGGAUCUAUGACUGAAGAAAUGGCAUGUCUCCGACUAGACAAUUCUUCUCUACAGGAGAAAGUAGUUGAGCUGAGAAAAGUAGGCCAGGAUAUGCAACAGCAACUCCAGGAGCUGGAACAUGCCAAAGACAAGGCAAAAGAGGAAUAUGCAAGGAUGCUUCUAGAUGCCCAGACAAAGCUAGCGCUGAAAGAAGCAGAAAUAAGGAGAACCAAGGAAUCCUGCAUUGCACAGAUAACUAAACUUCAGACAAAACUGGAAGAGCAAACUGAAGACUUCAAGAAACAGCUUGAAGUUGAAAGAUCAAGGAAAACUAUAGAUGAAAAGGUGGCUGCUGGCUUUGAAGAAGAGAUACAAACCUGGCGUGCGCUCUAUGAAGACUUGCACAACAAAACUAAGCCUUUUCAGCAACAACUAGAUGCAUUUGAGGCAGAGAAGAAUGCUCUCCUGAAUGAACAUGGUGCAGCCCAGGAAGAGCUGAACAAAUUAAGUGAUGCAUAUGUUAAGUUACUGGGCCAUCAGAAUCAGAGGCAGAAAAUCAAACAUGUUAUGAAGCUGAAAGAUGAGAAUGCCCAGCUCAAACAGGAGGUUUCAAAACUGCGUGCUCAGGUGGCUAAGGAAAAACAAGCACAGAAAGAGCUUCAGGAGCAACUGAAUGAAAUUCAGGGCAUCAGGCGCUUUGAUUCUUCUAAAGCUUUUCAAUAUGAUAGCAAGGAAAAUGGUGCUCCCAAAACUCCUUUAAAAGAAGGCAACAGGAACAAGUGUUGAUCUGCUCUUGGUUUCAAGAUGAUCCUGUUAACUUGCUGGGAAAAGCUAAAUGCUGCAUUGAAGAUUCAAG
Gopherus flavomarginatus (Mexican gopher tortoise) is the source of this 2296-nucleotide messenger RNA. RefSeq names its product hyaluronan mediated motility receptor (gene HMMR). Bases 58 to 2226 code for a protein of 722 amino acids. The record is from RefSeq and is a predicted model, not a curated record. Gene Ontology annotation, cellular component: membrane. The transcript has 18 exons. Lineage: Eukaryota; Metazoa; Chordata; Testudines; Testudinidae. Gene Ontology annotation, molecular function: hyaluronic acid binding.